Parnassius mnemosyne (clouded apollo) is the source of this 2378-nucleotide messenger RNA. The record is from the annotation of a GenBank genome assembly. NCBI's taxonomy places the organism in Eukaryota, Metazoa, Arthropoda, Insecta, Lepidoptera, Papilionidae.
ACACUACAGAACAGAACACUAUUACAGACUGAGACAUACUAAACAGUACAUCUGUAUUCGGAUUCUGUACAGUAGUUCACCUGUUGAAAUAUGUUGCAAUGUUUAAAAUGCGCUUCUGCAAUAGUAAAAAAUGAGCAAUAUUACAUUGUUGGAGAUAUGGGUCCAGAAAUCAUUACCAUUCUUGAAAAUCUAGGUCAAUUGAUGGAUGAAAAUGAACCAAUAUGUUCACAAUGUUUUGCAAACAUAUUGCAAGAAUUAUCUGUCGGCACAAAUCCUGAAAAUGAUCUCCAGCGCCCUAAUGCCAAUAGUAUCAGUAUAUUGUGUGUUUGGUGUCAACGGAGACUGGGUAGCGGACGUUGUCACUCUGUUUCAGAUGGGCCUGAAAGAUAUUUUAUCUCCGAGAGAAUUUCUCCAAGACAAAUACCUGAAGGUGCAGUGGUAUGUUAUCUUUGUUGGACAGAAGCUCAACAAACUUUACGCAGACAAGGAGUUUCAUACGUGCCAUCACCUAAUACAAUUGUUUGUGUAUGGUGUCUUCGGUCACUAGCCAACACACGUAGGCACUCAAUACCGGAUGGCCCAGAACGAAAUGAAAUUAUAGCUAGGAUCCAUCCUAGAGAGAUUCCUCCUGGCGGAUUUGUCUGUUAUGCAUGCUGGGUUGCAGCGUGUAGAAAUGUGCAAAGAGCUGCUAAUAUCGAGGAAGGGUGGCAAAAUCCAGGACCUUCAUAUCAACAUUAUGGAGCUGACUGUGUGUGGUGUAAAAUGUCUUUAUUUCAAAGGCAAGUUCGUAUUUUACGUGAUGGCCCUGAAAGGGAUAUAGUGGCAGAAAGGAUUUAUCCGAAUGAGUUACCAGAACAUGCCCUCGUAUGUGUUGAUUGCUGGGCACGGGCACAAGAAUAUGUGAACAGUUCUGAAGGCAGUGUAGUGCAGCCGGCUGGAACACCGAAUCCUUGGAUAAACCUGGCAGAUGAUUACAAGCAUACAUCAAAUUCUAGUAGACGUUGUUUCGUUCCAUUUUGUACGAACCCAGAGAGGCUUAGUGUGCCAGAUUUUUUAAGGAAGAGGAUUUUGCAAUCAACAAAAAUAUAUGUCACAGAAAAUUGCAGAAUUUGUGCUAAACACCGAAAUACCUAUAAUUGGGAGUUUUUAAAAGAAAAUGAAUUUUCAAGUACUUUCACACAGGCAGAAAUAAAAUCAAUGCUAAACCUCAGCCUAUGUCCAGAUUCAACCAAUAAUUAACUUUUUAAAUUUAACGUUUUUUACAUUUAUAACAACCUUUUUUAAUUUUAUGUCACGGGGAAGAUCUAUUUAUGAAGUACCGCAUAGGGGGUUAAAGGAGAUGUUCGAUUUUGGGCUACCACUAUGUACACUACAUAGAUAAAUAGGAAAAAAAUUGAGGAAUUUCAUAAAAUACUAACAAAUUAAUUUGAAAAAGGGUAUAGUCGUACAAAAAUGAUCAUUUAAAAAUAUUUUUGUUAUGAUAACCCUAUUUUAAGGGCAGCCAUGACAGUUGUGUUAGAUAAUAGAUAUGACGUUUGACGACUUUGACAGUUUUAAGAAGUGACUAUACGUCUUUGAGUCUUUCUUUAUUGAUUAAUCUUUAGCGUUAUAAUAUAUGUACUGUUAUUGGAUGUGUUUCGGAAUUUUUAGCGAUUGUUUUUAUUUUGCGACCCAGUUUACUACUACGGACAUUGAUUUAUUGCUUCUCUGUUGACCCUCUGUUUGUUAUAUGGUUUAUAAUACAAGAAAUGUCUAAUGAUAGUGCUCUUGCACGCGGAGAUCACAAGCUCCAGCAUUGCCAUGAUAGUAAUGUUUAUGUUAGCUGUAGGACAUCUUUGUUUAGGUGUGCUCACUCUAUUCCCGAGGGUGCCGAAAAGCAAUAUAUUGCUGAAACAAUUACUCCAAGAGAGAUACCUGAAGGUGCUUUAAUAUGUUUUGCUUGUUGGGUACAUACUUGGCGUACAAUACAACAACAAGGAAUCAUAGCAGCUUCUACUGUUGUUAUGAAUAUGAAUGUAUGUGUAUGGUGCCGAUGUUCUCUUGCCCAGACACACAGCCACUCCUUACCUGAAGGACCUGAACGGACCAUAAUAACAGAAACAAUAUAUCCAAGAGAGAUUCCACCAGGAGGACUGGUUUUCUAUGCUUGUUGGGUAGCAAUAUGUAAAAAUGUUAAGCAUGCUACAAGGAUUGAGGAUAAUCGGCAAACUCCAACCCCAUCUAGCCUUCACCAAGACUAAUGUAUGCAUGGUGUAGAAUGUCUCUACACCGAAGGCUAACACACAUGGCUAGUGGUCCUGUAAGAGACAAAGUUGCAGCAAGAAUUUACCCAAAUCAGUUACCAGAACAUGUGCUUAUUUGUUCCAACUGUUGGACAC